GCGAGAAAAAACUUGACGCCUCAAUUAAGUCUUCGCCUUCCUAUAAAAUCCCCGAAUUCCCCACGCCCAAAAACCCAAGCAAAAGAAUCCCCAAAUUCCAACAAGAACACCUUCGAUUUCGAUCCACCAAUCUAACACAACAUCCAAUAUCCAUGGCCGAUUCAGGCAGCGACGCCCCGAUCAGCAACCGCCCCGAGGAGGAGGUGACGGUGGAGAAGACGCCGGAGAUGGAGGCGGCGGCGGAGGAGGAGAGGCUGAGGUAUCUGGAGUUCGUGCAGCAGGCGGCGGCGCAGGUGCUGGUGCUGGCGGCGGCGGCGUACGCGUACGCCAAGCAGGGCGCCGGCCCGCUCCGCCCCGGCGUCGACCACGUCGAGGGCACCGUCAAGGCCGUCGUCGGCCCCGUCUACGACCGCUUCCAUGGCGUCCCCCUCGACCUCCUCAAGUUCCUCGACCGCAAGGUUGGUGAGUCCGUCCAGGAGCUGGACCGCCGCGUGCCGCCGGUGGUGAAGGAGGCGCCGGGCCUGGCCCGCUCGGCGGCGGCGGAGGUGCGGCAGGCGGGGCUCGUCGGCACGGCGACGGGGCUGGCCAAGUCGGCGAUCGCCCGCGCCGAGCCCAGGGCGCGGGACCUCUACACCCGGUACGAGCCCGUGGCGGAGCGCAAGGCGGCGGAGGCGUGGGCGGCGCUGAACCGCCUCCCGCUCGUGCCGUCGGUGACCCGCGCCGUGCUCCCCGCCGCCGCGAGCCUCUCGGCGAGGUACAACACGGCAGUGGCCGACGGCGCCAAGCGCGGCAGCGCCGUCGCCACCUACCUCCCGCUCGUCCCCACCGAGCGCCUCUCCAGGGUGUUCGGCUACCCGCUCGCCGACGCCGCCACCUCGCCGGCGCCGGAGAUGCAGCCCAUCCCGUCGCAGUAAGCCCACCCCACACGUAUUCUUCACCGUGUGGGUGGCCAAAAUACUACUUAGAACUUAGCUUUGGAUGAAUUAUGGAAUUAUUAUUAUCUUGUACUAUUAGUAAUGUGUGAUCGCCUUGUUGGGUCUUGUUAAUUGCUGCAAAUUGGUCGUGUAAUCCUUGUGUUAUGUGAACAACCAUAUGUGUAUUUGGUACUAUUCCAGUUCGACCCAUAAUGUUUCGUUAAAAAAAAGAAAAUGUUGAAGUUUGGGAAUUUUCAACAUAUUCGAUCUGAA
Molecule: messenger RNA, 1187 nt
Organism: Oryza sativa Japonica Group (Japanese rice)
Lineage: Eukaryota; Viridiplantae; Streptophyta; Magnoliopsida; Poales; Poaceae
Source: RefSeq, a predicted model, not a curated record